GUUUCUGGGUCUAGAAUAGGUUUGUGGUGUUCAGUUUCAUUCUAAACCCAGCUUUGACUUGUCAAGUAAGGUGCCUUCUGGGUGAAAUGGCUCUCAGUAAAAGAGCAGAUGGAGCUUUUGUUGUACAGGAAGAAUGCUGUUCCUAACAGUGCACUGUGUGGACAGGGUGUCUUCAUGUGUCUUCCAUGCAGCAGCAGGUCAUUACAUACCCUGGUGGGGCAAAUAGUGACUGUUGCUGCUGGAAAAGAACAAAGAUGUUCCUGUGGUGAUAUGGGCAACAGUAGGGGUUGGGUGUGGCCUAAUUUCAAACACUAGUCACUCUUUAGUUUCUGCUGACAUUAGUAAAUACUAUGCCUUAGUUUAUAAAACAAAACUUGAAGAAACAGAAGCACAGCCAAUCCUGGGAUUCACUCUUUAACACAAACUAGGGCUUCACUUAGCCCCAGAGGUGGAUUGGUGCUAAUGCCUCACAACAGGAACUGUUUUGGACCAAAGGCAGUUGCAAAUGCUGGAGAACUGUGGUCAUCCUCACAUGGCAGACACAGGCCAGAAAUGGAAUCAUCCUGUUCCACUUAAAUGCACAUCUUACGGCCCACGAUCUGGGUGGGUGUCAUGUGUUUUAGUACCUCUCAACAGGUCAAAGCGAAGUACAGAUGUGCAUUCCUUCUGUACGGACACAGCAUGCAGCUAGGUGCAUGACUGUCAUAUCCUUGCCUGUGGAGUGCUGAUUUCUGAGGAGCAAGCCCAGGUAUGGUGUCAUAGGCCAGCAUCAUCAGCAGAACCACUGCCAUCAGGUGCAUGUCUGUGGCUUGUGCUGAUCCAGGAAGGAGCAGUGGUAGAACAACACCACCCAGAGCGUGUCCAGCACUGUGACACAGUGGUGUCACAGCUGCCCAGGAAGCGGCUGCAGGAAUGGCAUCCUUACCGCCCAGCUACAAAUCCACCACUACAGCUAACCUCAAGGCAAUGAAGGAAACUAAAGCAUUAGUUGUAGACACUGGCACGGGAUACUUCAAGUGUGGCUUCGCAGGGGACCCGUGGCCUUUGUCUGUUGUUUCACCUACAUUUGGUAAGCCCACGUGGGAGGCUGGGAGCAAUCAAAGAGAAGCCUUUGUUGGAAAAGAGCUUCAGAAUAGCAGCAUAUCCUCAGCACCCACCAACCCAGUAAGACAUGGCACAGUGGUGGACUGGAACUCUGUCCAAGAUAUUUUGAAGUGUAUUUUCAAGGUGGAGAUGAAGAUUCAGCCAGAGCACCAUGCUAUUUUGAUGUCAGUGCCUCCCCUGUGUUCCACCACUGACAAGGGGAAAUAUGCUGAGAUGCUGUUUGAAGGGUUCCACAUGCCUGCCAUACACCUUGCAUACCAGUCCCAUUUAUCCAUGUACUCUUAUGGGAAAACCUCAGCUCUCGUGGUGGAAAGUGUGCAUGGCGUUUUGCAUGUGGUUCCUAUCUAUGAAGGUUAUAUUCUACGUAGCAUCACUGGGAAAGUAGAUUAUGCUGGCUCAGACAUCACUUACCUCAUGAAGUUACUAAAUGAGUCUGGAAAUGCAUUCACAGAACAUCAGCUAAACACCAUACAAGAUCUCAAAGAGAAGUGCUGUUACACCUCUCUGGAUCUUAAGCAGGACUUGAGUUUGCCUGUUGAGAAACAAGAAGUGGAUUACAAGCUGCCGGAUGGGCACUUCAUCACUGUAGGCAAGGAGAGGUUCCUUUGUGCUGAAGCACUCUUCAAAACAGAAUUAUUUGGCUCACAGCAGCAAGGCCUUGUGCAGCUGACACCUGCCUGUCUCAGUAAGUGCGGUGCUGAUAUCAUCAGCAAAGUGCUGGGGAACGUCCUGCUCUGUGGGGGUAGCACUAUGAUGGAGGGCUUUGCUGAACGCUUCCAGAAGGAACUUGCCACGAUGUUCCCCCAUGACAGCCCCAUCAUAGCCACAUCCCCUCAAAGGAAGUCUGCUGUCUGGAUUGGUGGGUCUAUUCUGGCCUCACUGAACUCCUUCCAGGACCUCUGGGUGCACAGGUAUGAAUAUGAAGAACAUGGUUCUACCUGUAUUUUCAAGAAGUGCUUCUGAGGAAGAGACUGGAUGCCUUAGAAAGACCAGUGCUGACAAAGGGUACUGAAUAAAUUCAAAAGCACCUCCCUUCCACCCCUUGCUGUAAUUAAGAAAUUUCUACCAGAGCUGUAUUAGUUUUGUGAUA
Messenger RNA from Neopsephotus bourkii (Bourke's parrot), 2194 nucleotides. Its product is annotated as actin-like protein 7A. Lineage: Eukaryota; Metazoa; Chordata; Aves; Psittaciformes; Psittacidae. Gene Ontology annotation, cellular component: cytoplasm; nucleus. The record is from RefSeq and is a predicted model, not a curated record.